Cynara cardunculus var. scolymus (artichoke) is the source of this 567-nucleotide messenger RNA. Its product is annotated as protein RSI-1-like. The coding region runs from base 86 to 373 and encodes 95 amino acids. The transcript is spliced from 3 exons. NCBI's taxonomy places the organism in Eukaryota, Viridiplantae, Streptophyta, Magnoliopsida, Asterales, Asteraceae. The record is from RefSeq and is a predicted model, not a curated record.
UGUACUACAACUCCUCUUCACAAUUCAUGCCAUUCAUUCUCUCUCAUUCACACCAUCAUUAGAUCUCGCUUUCGUUACCCACAGAAUGGCAGGAGGACGUUCUUACACAGCUUCGAUUUUGGUUCUGUCGUUGGUUCUCUUGAUCGCAUUCGCCGAUGUAGCUCAGGGAUACAACAAGCUUCGUCCACAAGAUUGCAAAGGAAAAUGUACAUACCGUUGCUCUGCAACAUCGCACAAGAAGCCGUGCAUGUUCUUCUGUCAAAAGUGUUGCGCCAAAUGCUUGUGCGUGCCAGCGGGUGUUUAUGGCAACAAACAGACGUGUGCUUGCUAUAACAAUUGGAAGACUCAAGAAGGCAAACCCAAGUGUCCUUGAUUUUUAUAUCUCAAAGUUUAGAGGGGCUCUAUUGACAACUCUUUAAAAUGAAAGGGUCGAACUGUUCCUUUUUUUAUCAAAUAAAUUGAAGUGUAUUGUUGUUAUGUAGUAAGGAUAACCAGGGGCAUUUUAGUCAAAGUGUUAUCCACCCAAUUUGGUAUUUCCAUUUUUCUAGAAUAAGUUUUUUGUCUUAA